AUGGUGUUUGAAGGAGGUCUCAGAAUAAAAUGUAACAAAUGGGACCAGCAUUAUGAUAUGCAGGUAAUCUUCUUUUUUAAUCUUGGUCCAAGAAAGAUUAAGUUUCAAAAUAUCAAAAUUUGUCACCGGUCUCCACCUUGCCCUAGUACAUUUUUGUUUUACUGUGAUGGUGCUUCAGUUGGUAAUCCAGGAGCAGCAGGUUUUGGGGUUGUUGUAAGAGAUCAUAAUUGUCAGGUAAUAGGUACUCUAACUGGAGGUCUGGGAAUUGCAACCAAUUACAUUGUGGAAGUGUAUGAUGUUGCAUGUGUUGUGGAAUUGGCAGUGAUGUGGAAAAUGCGGCAUAUUAUUCUUAAUUCUGAUUCAAAGACUGUGAUAACUGAAUUUGCAAGGAAAAGUUCCAUGGUUCAUCAGGAUGAGGUGGAAUAA
This is a messenger RNA of Papaver somniferum (opium poppy), 426 nucleotides long. RefSeq lists its product as uncharacterized. Gene Ontology annotation, molecular function: RNA-DNA hybrid ribonuclease activity; nucleic acid binding. The record is from RefSeq and is a predicted model, not a curated record. The coding region runs from base 1 to 426 and encodes 141 amino acids. Lineage: Eukaryota; Viridiplantae; Streptophyta; Magnoliopsida; Ranunculales; Papaveraceae. The transcript has a single exon.